CAGAUCUUUCCUCUGUUUCCGCUUUCUCAUGCUAACGGCGAGCUUCCGUCAAUACUUGUUCUCUCUCCUGAUUCUGGGAGCCCCAGGAGCCAGGGAGGGAAUAGUUGCCUGCAGGGAUUGGAGUAAAUACCCAGAGGGGGAAGGCGGGACUUCCGCGUCCUGCCGGAAGUGACGCGACAGUCACGGCCGCCGACAGGUGGAACGGCAGGUGGGUUCAGGUGCCAGCCUGGCUAGCUCCCGGCUGUGGGACCGACGCUUCCGGUGAGCGACAGUGGCAGCCCCCAAGUGCCUGAAGACCCGUGGGGAGGGAUCUGGGAUCUGAACCCACCGCCCUGGCCUGGAAUCCUCCCUUAUACCUAUUCCCCAUUCCCCUGCCGAGCUGGGCAGUUAACCAGCCCCCCUCAACUCUUGGAAAAAUGUUUGCAGACUUGGAUUAUGACAUUGAAGAGGAUAAACUCGGAAUCCCUACUGUGCCUGGGAAGGUGACCCUGCAGAAGGAUGCUCAGAACCUGAUUGGGAUCAGCAUUGGAGGAGGGGCCCAGUACUGUCCCUGCCUCUAUAUUGUCCAGGUAUUUGACAACACCCCGGCAGCCCUGGAUGGCACUGUGGCCGCUGGCGAUGAGAUUACCGGUGUCAAUGGCCGGUCAAUCAAAGGAAAAACUAAGGUGGAGGUGGCAAAGAUGAUUCAGGAAGUGAAGGGGGAGGUGACCAUCCACUACAACAAGCUGCAGGCAGACCCCAAGCAGGGCAUGUCCCUGGAUAUUGUCUUAAAGAAGGUGAAGCAUCGGUUGGUGGAGAACAUGAGUUCGGGGACCGCAGAUGCUCUGGGCCUGAGCCGGGCCAUCCUGUGCAAUGAUGGGCUUGUCAAGAGACUUGAGGAGCUGGAGCGGACCGCUGAGCUAUACAAAGGGAUGACAGAACACACCAAGAACCUCCUACGGGCCUUUUAUGAGCUGUCACAGACACACCGGGCCUUUGGGGACGUGUUCUCCGUGAUUGGGGUGCGGGAGCCCCAGCCAGCUGCGAGCGAGGCUUUUGUGAAGUUUGCCGACGCCCACCGCAGCAUCGAGAAGUUUGGCAUCCGGCUGCUGAAGACCAUCAAGCCGAUGCUGACGGAUCUGAACACGUACCUCAACAAAGCCAUCCCAGACACUCGCCUCACCAUCAAGAAGUACUUGGACGUGAAGUUUGAGUAUCUUUCGUACUGCCUGAAGGUGAAGGAAAUGGACGACGAGGAAUACAGCUGCAUUGCCCUAGGGGAGCCCCUGUACCGUGUGAGCACAGGCAACUACGAAUACCGCCUGAUCUUGCGCUGCCGCCAGGAGGCUCGCGCCCGCUUCUCCCAGAUGCGCAAGGACGUGCUCGAGAAGAUGGAGCUGCUGGAUCAGAAGCAUGUUCAGGACAUCGUGUUCCAGCUGCAGCGCUUCGUGUCCACCAUGUCCAAGUACUACAACGACUGCUACGCCGUGCUGCGUGACGCCGACGUGUUCCCCAUCGAGGUGGACCUGGCGCACACCACGCUGGCCUACGGCCUCAGCCAGGAUGAGUUCACUGACGGCGAGGAUGAGGAGGAUGAAGAGGAUGAGGACACGGCAGCUCGGGAGCCGUCCAGGGAUGCGCGAGGGGCUGCUGGGCCCCUGGACAAGGGCAGCAGCUGGUGUGACUCCUGAGUGUACUUCGGGGUACAGAUGUGGGGGGUAGGGUGAAUGAGAGGAUGACAGCUUGGGAGCGGGGGCUGGGCCGCCGCGCAACAGGGAGGUGCAUAAAGGCCUGCUGGCUUGGGGCGCCUGCAUCCCUGCUCCUCUGUCCUAGCACAGUGAACCAGGGCCCCUGCCCAGGAAAGGCACCGGGCCGGGACCUGGGACCUGGGACCUGGACACUGGCCCCUCCACCUCCAUUCCCCACCUCCCCAGCCAGAGGGUAGCUUGGUCUCUGGCCCUGCCCUGGGAAGGAGAGAGAGGGCAGAAAGGAGGAGGGGCUGGAGGUGGCAGGAAGUCCAGGAUCCAGUCCGGUCCUCAUGGGCACCUCUGCUGGCCCCACCUGGAGCCCGCGGGGAGUGGGGGGCCGGAGGUGGACAGCCGAGGCUGGGGCCAGUGUCUCGUGUACACCCUCGCCUCGCCCCAGGUCAGCCCCACCCCAGUCCACGCUCACACCUCGGCGGCCUUUUAUUUAUUUUAUUCCCUUAGCUCAGCCAUUACCCUGGGCAGGGCUGGGCGCUGGGCCUGUAUUAAAUAAACACAAACCCAGAUGGAGC
Molecule: messenger RNA, 2254 nt
Organism: Hipposideros armiger (great roundleaf bat)
Lineage: Eukaryota; Metazoa; Chordata; Mammalia; Chiroptera; Hipposideridae
Gene: PICK1
Product: protein interacting with PRKCA 1
Exons: 13
Coding region: 417-1670 (417 amino acids)
Biological process (GO): intracellular protein transport; regulation of Arp2/3 complex-mediated actin nucleation; receptor clustering
Cellular component (GO): synaptic vesicle; postsynaptic density; neuron projection
Molecular function (GO): phospholipid binding; protein domain specific binding; protein kinase C binding
Source: RefSeq, a predicted model, not a curated record